GUUCUCAUCCCUCAAAUAAAACAAACACAGACUUUGUCUGUCUCUCUCCCCUCUUUUGAUAAUAGUCAGCCAACCAAAAGCCCCUUCUCUACUUCAUUUCUCUACAUAUACAACUAUAUACACACACAGACAAAACUCAAACACACAACCUCACAUCUCUCUCUCUCACACAUAGACUGACCGGACUCCGGCCGGCAAGGCCGGCGGAGCCGGCGACGGGGCACGACGGCGGCAAGGCAGAGCCGCUUUGGCGGCGGUGGAGGUGGUUAUUCCGGUGGUUCUUUCCGGCGACCACACCCACACCGGUAAACCCCCCCCUCUCCUUUCUCCUCCGAUCUACACCCCCCCCCAUCCUCCUUUCUGAUUCGAAAACGGACCACCACCACUGUCUGGUGGUGGUGUGCGGCGGCUAUCAAGCAGAGAGAGAGAGAAACCGAGAGAGAGAAAGAGACUGAAAGAGGGAGAGAGAGCGCCGGAGAUAGGAGCGGCGGCGGCGGUGGAUCGAGCGACGGCAGCGGCAAUGGUGAUCGGCGAUUGCAUCUCGGACCGGUGGUCCUUGUUUUUAACCGGCGGUCCCUGGCUCGAUUCAGGUGGUCCAGGCUCGAGUUCAAGUGACUCGGUUCAGAAUGAUUCAAGUAUGGUUCGGGUUAGCUCCGGGCCGGCCGAUGGUGUGGUGGUUCGGUGGAGACACAGAUGCCGACAUUGAAAAUGAGUAUGUUCAGAUUAAGUCAACAGGUCAACAACUCGGUCAACCGCAGUCAACAGUAGCUUCGGCUCGGGUCCGACACGGUCAGAUUCGGUUUUGGUAUGGUUCGGAUCAACUCGGUCAAACCGAGUUGACUCGGUCAACUCGGGUCAACUCAGCGAGUGAACUCAGCCGGUCAACCCGGUUGACUCGGAAAGUCAGCUGGUCAACUCACAACGAAAACAGCGCGAAAGUGUUGGAAUAUUGUAGGAUGCACGCUAGCGAGUCUCAUCUUGGAAGCGACAUCACAAAGUCGCAUUUAGCUAGCUUUGCACAGGAAUAUUCAGGUUGCAUUUCUAAGACAAAGCACGGUUGGAAUAGGAGGACCAUGAAGAGUCGAGUACUUAGUGGGCGUUCAGUUUUUAGAAAGACUUAG
This is a messenger RNA of Helianthus annuus (common sunflower), 1121 nucleotides long. RefSeq lists its product as uncharacterized. Lineage: Eukaryota; Viridiplantae; Streptophyta; Magnoliopsida; Asterales; Asteraceae. The coding region runs from base 627 to 1121 and encodes 164 amino acids. The record is from RefSeq and is a predicted model, not a curated record. The transcript is spliced from 4 exons.